Acanthisitta chloris (rifleman) is the source of this 931-nucleotide messenger RNA. RefSeq names its product calsequestrin-2. The transcript is spliced from 6 exons. The annotation marks the transcript as partial. Gene Ontology annotation, cellular component: sarcoplasmic reticulum lumen. Gene Ontology annotation, biological process: regulation of cardiac muscle contraction by regulation of the release of sequestered calcium ion. Gene Ontology annotation, molecular function: calcium ion binding. The record is from RefSeq and is a predicted model, not a curated record. Lineage: Eukaryota; Metazoa; Chordata; Aves; Passeriformes; Acanthisittidae.
CUUUGUUGUGAGCCCAGGACAGCGAAGUUUGCUGCACCCCACAAGCCUUUUAGUGCUUGGGCUGAUCACUAGGAAGGUAGCAGAAAGAGAAACCCUGUUCAAACCUCAUCUGGAGCUUUUGGUCUCCCCCUCUUCCCAAAUUAAGAAAGAGGGGGACGUUUACCCACCCUCCGCUGCACUCCAAGGGCACCCCUAUGAAGGCAACUUGCUGGAUCCUGGCAGGUUUUUACCUGCUUUUCUGCUGCAAAGCAGAAGAGGGACUGAACUUCCCCACUUAUGAUGGGAAAGACCGAGUGAUCGACCUGAACGAGAAGAACUACAAGCAGGCCCUGAAGAAGUAUGACAUGCUUUGCCUGCUCUUCCAUGAGCCUGUGAGCUCUGACAGGAUCUCCCAGAAGCAGUUCCAGAUGACAGAGAUGGUCUUGGAGCUGGCAGCUCAGGUCCUGGAGCCCAGGAGCAUCGGCUUUGGGAUGGUGGACUCCAAGAAGGAUGCCAAACUUGCCAAAAAGUUAGGCUUGUUUGAAGAGGGAAGUCUCUAUGUCUUUAAGGAUGAGCGGCUGAUUGAGUUUGAUGGGGAACUGGCCACAGAUGUCUUGGUGGAAUUCCUCUUGGAUCUGCUAGAAGACCCCGUGGAGGUAAUAAACAGCAAGCUGGAGCUUCAGGCCUUUGACCAGAUCGAUGAUGAAAUCAAACUCAUUGGCUACUUCAAAGGAGAAGACUCUGAACAUUUCAAGGCAUUUGAAGAAGCUGCUGAACAAUUCCAGCCAUAUAUCAAGUUCUUUGCCACCUUCGACAAAGGGGUUGCAAAGAAGCUAGGUCUGAAGAUGAACGAGGUGGACUUCUAUGAACCAUUUAUGGAUGAGCCUGUUCACAUCCCUGAUAAGCCUUACUCAGAAGAGGAGCUGGUUGAUUUUGUGAGAGAGCACAAAAG